This is a messenger RNA of Symbiodinium pilosum, 624 nucleotides long. The record is from the annotation of a GenBank genome assembly. Lineage: Eukaryota; Dinophyceae; Suessiales; Symbiodiniaceae.
AUGGAGUACGUGCUCGCCGAUGCAAAUCUGCAGCAGUCUGAUCUUGGAGGAGCUUGGUUUGUGAUGCCAGCUACAAAAGCGGCAGGCGAAGUGCAAGAUGUCCAAAGCAGCCAAUCCCGGGAGUCUCCCGUUGAUGGAACGUUUGAGAUGAAAGCUCAGCAUCCGAAUCUUCUCACCAAGAGGAUGUCCAAGGCACGAUACUUUGAUGAUUCAGUGCUGCAAGUGAUACACGAGAACGCCACCUUGGCCGUCAGCAAAUCGGCGACCAAGGACUUGCCACGCGAAAAGAUUGCCAUGAUCAUAGCUGCGGUUUACUCGCUGGCCAUCCAGCGCAAGAAAUGGGGAAAGCGCCCCGAUGAGACGUGGGGGAAAUUUUUGAUCAAGCUGGAUACCAUCUUGACAUGCCAUUCGAAGUCAAGUCAACCUGGCCUGUUGAUGCCAACAGAGGCUUGGUACGAGAUCAGCCGCUGGUGUGCUCGUCACUCACAGCAGGAGCUCCAGUCCAUUGUUGAGACCGCGAUCAAGUUGCACCGGGCACCCGGAGAGGGAGUUGUGUGGGAACUUGGAAGGAUGCUGGAUGCAACGUUGGACGUGGCUCACGUUGAUGGUGAUAUGUCGGUGUGA